CGGCGGGCAUCACGUCACCAGACCAUCCAAUCAGAUUUUAGCAGGAAAUAUCGCGAGUCUUAGGGCCGCCUUCGCUCUAUAAGCCCGUGGGAACGGCCAUAAGAAACCCUUUUUACGAAGAUGGCGCCGAAGGCCAAGAAGGAAGCCCCUGCCCCUCCCAAAGUUGAAGCCAAAGCCAAAGCUUUGAAGGCCAAGAAAGCAGUGCUGAAAGGCGUCCACAGCCAGAAGAAGAAAAAGAUCCGCACAUCACCCACCUUCCGAAGACCCAAGACCCUGCGGCUGAGAAGGCAACCCAAAUACCCUCGGAAGAGCGCCCCCAGGAGAAACAAGCUUGACCAUUAUGCCAUCAUCAAGUUUCCUCUCACUACUGAGUCAGCCAUGAAGAAGAUAGAAGAUAACAACACACUUGUGUUCAUUGUGGAUGUCAAGGCCAACAAGCACCAGAUUAAACAGGCUGUGAAGAAGCUCUAUGACAUUGAUGUAGCCAAGGUCAACACCCUGAUUAGGCCUGAUGGAGAGAAAAAGGCAUAUGUUCGGCUGGCUCCUGAUUAUGACGCCUUGGAUGUUGCCAACAAAGUAAGCUUCCUUGCUGCAAACUCAAUGCCCACCAUCUUACCCACUCUGAAUGAUCAAAGUCUGAUACUUGUUGAUCAAUUUUAGCUGUCCAUCUGCCUUGUUUUUACCGUGUCCUCAUUCUCAAGACAUUCCAGCUUAAUCUUCACAUCUUUCCCAGCUCUCAGUAACAAAGCUCCUUUUUGUUUUUCAGAUUGGGAUCAUCUAAACAGUCCAGCUGGCUAAUCCUAAAUACAGUUUUUUUUCCACCA
Sorex araneus (European shrew) is the source of this 824-nucleotide messenger RNA. RefSeq names its product ribosomal protein L23a (gene RPL23A). The transcript is spliced from 4 exons. NCBI's taxonomy places the organism in Eukaryota, Metazoa, Chordata, Mammalia, Eulipotyphla, Soricidae. Bases 121 to 660 code for a protein of 179 amino acids. Gene Ontology annotation, molecular function: rRNA binding; structural constituent of ribosome. Gene Ontology annotation, cellular component: ribosome; cytosolic large ribosomal subunit. Gene Ontology annotation, biological process: ribosomal large subunit assembly; translation. The record is from RefSeq and is a predicted model, not a curated record.